CCUACAAAUCUGCGUUGGCUUCAGAAGAAACUAUUGUCCCGAUGGAGUCUCUUCAAUCAAAUCCCAAAGGCGAACAAGUUGCUGUUUCAAUUUCUCUUCCCGACGAACCCACCGGAGCCGCUCUUCUUUUUCCAUCUCAACAGGUUGAUUCACCGCCACCUGAAUCAUCCGCCCCAGUCGAAGAACCAAUCCAUACUGAUUUACAAGCACAAGUCUCAAUUUCGCUUCCCGAAGAACCUACCGGAACCACUCUUCUUCCCUCUGAGCUGAAUCAUUCAGCGCCGUUGGAAUCGUCCGCUGUAGUCGAGGAAUCAAUCAACACUGAAUUGGUGAACGCAGAUGUAGUAGCUAUGGAUGUUGUUGAUCCACCCGGAUCCGAUUUGAAAAUUGAAUCCGAUUCCUUCUCUGAAGAAGCUCCUACUGCUUCUUCCGAUGAUAACCCUAAAUCUCCGAAACCGGAAUCUGUGGCUGACCAGAACGGUAGUGCGAUGGAGGAAGACGAAGGAGAUGACGAGGAAGAUGAUCCACCGCAUAAGAAGCAGAAGCAGUUAGAUUCUAUUACUUCAGUUGCUGUUAAGGAAGAGGAAGAGCCAGAGCAAGUGCAGCCAUCGGAAGCAAUGGUUGUGGAGGAAGCUGCGGGAACUCUGGUUGUGGCUAAGAAAUCGAAAUCCAAGAAGAAGAACAACAAUGUUUGGGUGACGAAGAGUACACGGAAAGGAAAGAAGAAGACCAAAGCCAACACGCCCAGUUCAGCAGCUGUAGAAGAUAAAGUACUGAUCACUCCGGUUCCAAGGUUUCCCGAUAAGGGAGACGAUACGCCUGACUUGGAAAUUUGCCUUUCUAAAGUUUACAAAGCUGAGAAAGUCGAGAUUAGUGAGGAUAGACUUACUGCAGGAAGUAGUAAAGGUUAUAGAAUGGUGAGAGCUACUAGAGGAGUUGUCGAAGGAGCUUGGUACUUUGAGAUUAAAGUUUUGAAUUUGGGUGAGACUGGUCAUACACGACUCGGGUGGUCGACUGAUAAAGGGGAUUUGCAGGCUCCGGUUGGGUACGAUGGGAAUAGUUUUGGGUUUAGGGACAUUGAUGGGUGUAAGAUACACAAGGCUUUAAGGGAGAAGUAUGCUGAAGAAGGCUAUAAGGAAGGUGAUGUUAUUGGAUUCUACAUAAAUCUGCCUGAUGGCGAAUCCUUCGCUCCGAAGCCUCCCCAUUAUGUGUGGUAUAAAGGGCAGAGAUAUAUUUGUGCACCUGAUGCUAAAGAGGAGCCUCCUAAAGUUGUACCAGGUAGUGAAAUAUCGUUCUUCAAAAAUGGUGUAUGUCAGGGAGUUGCCUUCAAAGAUUUUUUUGGCGGUCGUUACUACCCUGCUGCCUCGAUGUACACUCUCCCUGACCAGUCAAAUUGUCUUGUGAAGUUCAAUUUUGGACCUGAUUUUGAGUUUUUCCCUGAGGAUUUUGAAGGGCGUGCAACCCCGAGGCCAAUGAGGGAGGUUCCAUAUCAUGGAUUUAAUGGUAGACUUGAAAAUAAUGGUUCUGAUGAUAUGAAGAGUUAGACAAAACUGGCAGGCGUAUUCUUGACAAUUUAACACAGUUUUGCCAGAACUAGUUACUGGUUCAGAUUUGGUUGAGUGUAGUUGUUACAGUCAUAGGGUAGCAGAUGAACAAUGAGUUCUGUACAUGUCUACUCUGAAAAAAUCAGGAUGGCUUUUCUGAUCUCAGAACUGGAUUUCUUCUUACUGGAUUAGCCAUAUUUGUUAACGCUAUUGAUUGUUUGUUUUCCCUUACUAUGUAACUUUUCUGGAAGCCGAUAUUUAAUUUUUUCCCAAAUUAACCAUU
This is a messenger RNA of Capsella rubella, 1827 nucleotides long. Its product is annotated as protein TRAUCO. The transcript has 2 exons. The record is from RefSeq and is a predicted model, not a curated record. Gene Ontology annotation, molecular function: protein binding; transcription cis-regulatory region binding. Gene Ontology annotation, cellular component: Set1C/COMPASS complex. Lineage: Eukaryota; Viridiplantae; Streptophyta; Magnoliopsida; Brassicales; Brassicaceae. The coding region runs from base 42 to 1544 and encodes 500 amino acids.